AUGACUGUGAGCUACAACUGUGGCUACAAUCAGCACUAUAGACCAGCUUUGAUCAGCAGGGCGUGGCUGUUUUUCCCCUCACCUUUCAGAGACCUGUCUGAACUGUGUGCUUCAUCUCCAACUGCAGAAAAACCUAAACCUGAACUCACAUCAAGCCAUAAAGGAGCUGCACUGAUAGGAAAUCCAGUGGUUCUGUACUGUAAGCUGGAUCAGUCCGCUGGAUGGAGGUUUUACUGGUCCAAACACACACAGAGCCCUGAGAAUGAGACCAAGACUGAAACACACUCCUACACCAUCAGCUCAGUCAGUGUCUCUGAUGGAGGACAGUACUGGUGCAGAGCUGGGAGAGGAACCCCAGUCUACUACACUCACUACAGUGAUGCUCUCUGGAUAAACGUCACUGAUGGUUCUGUGAUUCUGGACAGUCCUGUCCAUUCUGUGACUGAGGGAGAUCCUCUGACUCUGCGCUGUUUAUAUCGUGACCCAAAGCCCUCAAACCUCACAGCUGAGUUCUAUAAGAAUGGAUCACUCCUCCAGACUCAGACUACAGGAGAGAUGACCAUCCAUACUGUCUCAAAGUCAGAUGAAGGUCUCUACCACUGUAAACACCCAGAGAAAGGAGAGUCUCCACAGAGCUGGAUCUCAGUCAGAGGAGCUUCGUUCUCCGUCUUCAGUCUGCUCAGUAGUUUAAUGGCAGUGUCUCCGUAUCUGCUGGUGACCAUUGUGUUGGGGGUCAAAUGCUACAGAGCUCAAGCAGGCCGGACUACUGCAAUGGUCUCUUUACUGGCCCUCCCAAGUCCACACUCAGACAGCUUCUUCAAAAUGCAGCUGCUAGAGGUCUUAUGAGAACUAAGAGAUCUGAAAACAUUACCUCAAAUCACUGCACU
Messenger RNA from Pygocentrus nattereri (red-bellied piranha), 887 nucleotides. Its product is annotated as sialoadhesin-like. The record is from RefSeq and is a predicted model, not a curated record. Gene Ontology annotation, molecular function: transmembrane signaling receptor activity. Gene Ontology annotation, biological process: cell surface receptor signaling pathway. The transcript is spliced from 5 exons. NCBI's taxonomy places the organism in Eukaryota, Metazoa, Chordata, Actinopteri, Characiformes, Serrasalmidae. Bases 1 to 846 code for a protein of 281 amino acids.